Molecule: messenger RNA, 8571 nt
Organism: Aethalodelphis obliquidens (Pacific white-sided dolphin)
Lineage: Eukaryota; Metazoa; Chordata; Mammalia; Artiodactyla; Delphinidae
Gene: ST7
Product: suppression of tumorigenicity 7
Exons: 16
Coding region: 284-1912 (542 amino acids)
Source: RefSeq, a predicted model, not a curated record
GAAGAGCCACGUCGGCCUGCCUUUCCGUGUUGGAUUUUCCAAAACAGCUCUUCGGUUUUUGGUGCUGUAGGAGACCUUGCUUUUCAGUCACACGGGAGAACACUGAAGCUUGUAAGAGGAGAAUCUGGCAGCUGGACACAGCUUGGACUGCAUUGUCUGUCUUCAUGACCUCUGCUGUGUAGCAGCUCAUCUCUCCACUCUCACACGUACACUCUCCUCGAUUUUUCUUCCUUCCUUUUUUUCCUUUCUUCUAAUCUUUUAAAAGCAGCCUCUGGAGCCAGCCAUGUUUGGCACUGAAUCUUCAUUGAGCAUGUUUUUGAACACAUUAACACCGAAGUUCUACGUGGCCCUGACAGGCACUUCCUCACUAAUAUCAGGGCUUAUUUUGAUAUUUGAAUGGUGGUAUUUUCGCAAAUAUGGAACAUCAUUCAUUGAACAAGUCUCAGUAAGCCACUUGCGCCCCCUUCUGGGAGGGGUUGACAACAACUCCUCCAACAAUUCUAACUCCAGUAAUGGGGACUCAGAUUCCAACAGGCAAAGCGUCUCAGAAUGCAAAGUAUGGCGAAAUCCACUAAAUUUAUUUAGGGGUGCUGAAUAUAAUCGGUACACGUGGGUGACUGGACGAGAGCCUCUGACUUACUAUGACAUGAACCUCUCUGCCCAGGACCACCAGACAUUCUUUACUUGUGACUCGGACCAUCUGCGUCCUGCAGAUGCAAUAAUGCAGAAAGCCUGGAGAGAGAGAAACCCCCAAGCUAGGAUUUCUGCAGCCCAUGAAGCCUUAGAGAUAAAUGAAAUUAGGUCCAGAGUUGAAGUUCCCCUAAUUGCUUCCUCUACCAUCUGGGAGAUAAAAUUAUUACCAAAGUGUGCAACUGCUUAUAUUCUCUUGGCUGAAGAAGAAGCAACAACCAUUGCUGAAGCAGAAAAGCUGUUUAAGCAGGCCCUGAAAGCUGGAGACGGCUGUUACCGGCGUUCUCAGCAGCUACAGCAUCAUGGAUCCCAGUAUGAAGCCCAACAUAGACGAGACACCAAUGUCUUGGUCUACAUCAAAAGAAGGCUAGCAAUGUGUGCCAGAAGACUCGGGAGGACCAGAGAAGCAGUGAAAAUGAUGAGAGAUUUAAUGAAGGAGUUCCCUCUCCUGAGCAUGUUCAACAUCCAUGAAAACCUUUUAGAAGCCCUUCUGGAACUACAAGCAUAUGCUGAUGUUCAGGCGGUCUUAGCAAAGUAUGAUGAUAUAAGCUUACCAAAGUCGGCAACGAUAUGCUACACAGCAGCCUUGCUCAAAGCGAGAGCUGUCUCUGACAAAUUCUCUCCCGAGGCUGCAUCUCGGCGGGGGCUGAGCACGGCAGAGAUGAAUGCAGUAGAGGCCAUUCAUAGAGCUGUGGAAUUCAAUCCUCAUGUGCCAAAAUACCUACUAGAAAUGAAAAGCUUAAUUCUGCCCCCAGAACAUAUCCUGAAGAGAGGGGACAGUGAAGCAAUAGCAUAUGCAUUCUUUCAUCUGGCACACUGGAAGAGGGUAGAAGGGGCUUUGAAUCUUCUGCAUUGUACGUGGGAAGGCACUUUUCGGAUGAUCCCUUAUCCCUUGGAAAAGGGGCAUCUAUUUUAUCCUUACCCCAUCUGUACAGAAACAGCAGAUCGUGAGCUGCUUCCAUCUUUCCAUGAAGUCUCAGUUUACCCAAAAAAGGAGCUUCCCUUCUUUAUCCUCUUCACUGCUGGAUUGUGUUCCUUCACAGCCAUGCUGGCCCUCCUGACACAUCAGUUCCCGGAACUCAUGGGGGUCUUUGCGAAAGCUAUGAUUGACAUUUUCUGCUCGGCAGAGUUCAGGGACUGGAAUUGCAAGAGUAUUUUCAUGCGUGUUGAAGAUGAACUGGAAAUCCCACCGGCACCUCAAUCUCAUCAUUUUCAAAACUGAACUCAUCACCCUUCUUCCCCCACCACCACAACUGCUCCUUCUCCUGUAUUCCUGAUCUCCGCCAGUGGCACUGAUAUCCACCCAGUUACUCAAGCCAGAAACUCAGCAGCCCUCCCAAACUCUUCCCUCUCUCACUCCUUAUAUCCUGUCUGUCUUGGCUUUCACAGUCUGUCGGCUCUAACCUCCUGAGCCACUAGGCAUUCGGUAAAUGGAAUUCACCUCUUCUUCUCCCAUGGCUGUCUCUUAGUUUGGAUCUUUGUGAUUUCUUGCCUGGACACCUGCAAGAGUCUUAACUGGUCUCCUUGCUUCCAGUCUUAUCCUCUGCCAGUAUUUCUUUCAUACUGACAAAAGAAUGAUCUUUCUAAAUUGCAAGUCUGAGCAUGUCACUUCCCUGCUUGAAUUUCUUCAGUAGUUUCCCACCAGCAUCAGGAUAAAGUCCCAGAUCUUUAGCAUGGCAUACAGGGUCCUUUAUGAUCUGGCCCUUGCUUUCCUCUUCAGCCCCAUCUCUCUCCCAACUCUUGCACAGACACUGGUCUUGGGCCACAGUGAAUUGCUCACCAUUCCCAGAUGCUUUUGUGAGCCUCGGUGCCUUUGCACGUACUGUUUGCUCUGCAUGGAAUGCCCUUCCCCAUUAUCAUCAGCACUUGUACAGUCUACUAACGCCUCUUCAUUCUUUUAUACUCAGCUUCCUUUCUAAGUUUCUCCCAAGCUGAGUUAGAUGUUUCUCCUCUCAGCUCCCACAGUAUUCCAUGAAUACCUAUAUUACGUUUAUUGUACUGUAUUAUAAUUGUUAAAAACUUGUCUGACCCCCUUGUAGAAUGUGAGCUCUUUGCGAGCAGGACUGUGUCUUUCUCAUCUCUGUAUCCCCAAAGCUUUGCACAGUGCCUUGCACAUAGUAGGUUUUCAAUAAAUGAUUAUUAAAUAAAUAAAUGGUAGUGGUUUCUGCAGAAAGAAUCAGUGUAAAAAAUUAGAUACAGCUUAGCAUUUCUUCUCUUCUUUUAUAAUUAUGAUCACAGACAGAGUUGAAAGGGACCUUAAACUGCCUUCAACAGUAACUUGAUGAAGGUCAUUUAGACUCAUCUGGAAUACUUUUAGCGAUGGAGUGUUCACCUGUUCAACAUGGAAGCCCAUUUCCAUACUGGAUCACUCAGAACUCUUCUUGAUACUGAUAAAAUCUGCCUUCCUUUAAUUUCCACUUAUUUCCUAUUCUACUCUCCAAAACUAUAGUGAACAACUCUACUUCCUCUUGCAAUUUCUUGAGGCAACUAAUAUAUUCAUGGCCACCUCUCACCUCUAACUUACUACCUUCUCUUUUCUUCAGGCAGAAUGUCUCCAAUUUCCUUAAGUCUUCUGUACAUGAUAUGAUUCCUGAACCCAGUAUCACCCAAGCUGCCUCCUUAGAUGCUCCCUAGUUUAUGGGCCUAUGCUAUUCAUUAUUUGCUUCUAUUCCCAAGCCAACCUUUGAGUUAAAGCAGUUACCAAAAGUCUGACUAGAUUAGAGUGUCAUGUAGUAAAAUUUAAAAUAAGAAUACAUUUACAACAUUAGUCAAUGUCAUUCUUCAUUGAACUAACAAGCAGCUCUUGGUGGGAAUUUAGGAUCAGGACAGUGAUUCUCAGCCCCUAGUGUGCACAAAAUUCACCUGGCCCUACCACCGGAAGUUCAGAGCCUUGAGUGUUAGCACCCGGGAAUCUGCGUUUUUAAACAAGCCCCGCCCCCCCCCCCACCGAUUCUAAGGAUGGGGGUUGAGGACCAUUUCCUUCAAAGAACACUGGUCUCAAAAAAGCCAGCCUUUGAGCAGCCGUUUGCAGGUGCAUGGUGCGAAGUCAGAGCUGUUGAGGUGACAGGUUUCUAGGAACCAGCAGUUUCACCCCGGCUGCUCCUUGAAAUCAUCUAGGGAGCUUAAAAAUUACAGGUGCCUGAUCUCCCAACCCUGGGGACUCUGACUUAGUUGGUCUGGGAUGCAGCCUGGGCAUCUGAGUUUUCAGAUGCCCCCCUAGUGAUUUGGGUGUGCAGCCAGGGCUGAGAGCCCCUGUACUGAAUAAAGUAACUGCCUGAAACUGCGUCGCCCAGGGAGAGGGCUGGGAGGAAUGGAGGGUAGUACAUAGAAUACGGCUGGGUGUUCUCUAGGUAAGGCUGUGUAGCCUCCAGAAUAUCACAGAGAUGUGUUCGUUAUGGAUAUUAGACCAAGGGCCACUCUCCUCAUUUAAUGUUCCCAAAGCUUUGUUUUUGAGUCAAGGACCAGAUGAUUAAAUAAAAUAUAAAUUUACCUUUAUGGUCUUCGUAUUUUAUACUCUACCAAGGUGUGGUAGUUUGGUCAGCUACUCAGAGUUUUCGAAAGUAGUUUAGAUAAAUUUGCUUUUAAACCUCUGUCUGGAGGAUCACAUUCAUCUUGCCCUUCAUUAAGGUUUAGCAGUACUAAAACGUCUGGAGAGAUUUCAUGGGGAAGGAAGAUGGAUGGCCUGAAGGAGACAAGCCCCAUCUCCCUCCUCCUUCCCCCCACUGCUCCGGAGUCUUCUCCACAUUUUCACUCUUGUCACUUCAUCAGGCCCCUGGUGAAGCCCCCCGCAGGUUAUCACAGCUGCCCUAUAGGCUGCCUGCAGCCAUUUGCAGCUUGUGAAAAUGAUUUUCUCAGACCUCGCCUGAGAUAAUGUCCCUGGGAUAAUGACUCAGUAGAUGGAGAGAGAUUGCACUGCCACCCGCCAGGCUGCGUGCAGCUUGGGAACUCUCCAGUGUGUUUACAUGUUGAUAUGCAGCCAGUAAGGAAGCCCGCAGCCAAGUGUGAGCCACUGGAAAAUAGUAAAAUGAGAGGCUUCAACUCUCUCCGCCUAAUCUAAUCUACCUCAAUGACUUAGGACUAACUCUUCCUAGAAUGUUUGGUUACCAAGAUAAGGUUGCUCAUAUAAAUAAGUGAUCAUUCCAAACCCAGCCCCUCACAGAAUGUGGGAAGGUCAGCAUGCUGACCUCUUCUGUUUGAAGGGCCCUGUCUUUCCUCCUCUGGUCUCUCUCCUUCCCUGAGAUCCAGCCCCCUGACUUCUGACUCUUGUCUUCAACUUAUGCGCCCUGACCUCUUUGAAGUCUGAUAUUGAUUACAGUGAAAUGUCAAUUGUCUGAUUGCAGUAGGGCACCUGGAACUUAUUCAGAUAAGCAGAGGCGUUUCAAACGUUAACGAAGCACGUUGCGAGCCAUGACCUUCUUCUACAUAACGGUGUUUCGGGGAAAAGGAGGAUCGGGCGACUGAAGUGUUGCUCUCUCUUUUUUAUUAGUUCAGUUGCUUUUUCUCACCACAAGACACUGAUUGAAUUAUGGUGCAUUUUGGACCGUGUAUGUCUGCCCCCAGGACAGAAGUUUUGGACAUUGAGACAGAUGAGCUGUUCCAGGGUUGCCUGGUGUUGCUCAUUCAGACUUAACUUUUCAGGCAAUAAAAUUUCCCAAGUCCCUAAGUGAAACUGUUGUUUCUCUAUGUGCAUUGGUUGAGUCUUCAGCCAAAAAGUGUUGACUGAUAUUCAGUCGUGCAAAGAAGCAUCCUAAGUAAGCAAAGCAUGUUCCACCAAACGUUUUUUGUUUAAUGCCUCCUGAUGAAAGCCACUGACCUUUGGUUACUAAAUGAAAAGGGCUUAAGGGUUCCAGGCACCCCAUUACAUUUUGCUGCUUCUUCCUUGUGGGCGAGGGUUGGGGAGGAGGUCUUGGAGAGCGCUGCUAAGGAGGAAGGUAACCUAGCAACAAAGGGUGCUCAUCGCAACUGGGGUGCUGUGAGAGAAUUAGGAUCUCUAGGAAAGCGUUCAAGGCAUUCUCUUCUCGAUUGUCCCAAGGAUAGAACAUUCUAGAUACGAGAGAGAGCAGUAAAUGAUCACAUACAUGGGAGGUAUUAGGAGUUAAUUCUCUUGUGGAACCUGGUCGAGAAGCACAGGUGUGUCCAGGGGGCCAGGGCUCACUGCAUCUUGCUGCGCAGGGUGGAAAGAGGGGCAUUUACAGACCACAAACUGGGCGAGGCCUGCCACUUAAUUUCCAGAGGCCUCCCUUUUACGCUUUUUAUCCAAGUCAGGUCAGUGACCAAAACUAAGCAAAUAGACGGGCCUUUAUUUUGAACCAGCUUUGUAACAACAUCUCCAUUCAUUCUGCUACCCAAGCUGAGGCUCCCUGGUGUCCCCCCGUUUAGUGUAUGAAGUCGCCCAGGGUGUAGACUUUGAGCGAUUCCUAUCAUCUAACCACACUGGCUCACGCUAAUGCAUCACUUGUUCCCACCUCAGUCACAACUUCGGUGGUUAUAAGUCUGUUUGGGAUUAGGUUUGCAGGAUAUGAUAACUUCACCAGCAAAAUCACCUUGUUCAGUGGGCCUCAUCUUCCUGCCCCUGUCAGCAUCCUCGGUUCAUCCAGACUGCUUUAGCACCUAGCUCCUCUUAAUGGAGCUGAGUAUUACAGGCAAAUGCCGUGUGUUAUGGAGCCUUGACAAUCUCUGAUUACAAACAAAUGGAUAAAUGUUAUGUGUAAAUAUUUUUAAUUCUACAGUGUUAUCAUGUCGGUCUGAUACAAUCAGUAGACUUGUUCCAUGUCAUCCUCUCAGAACUAGGAUUUUACAAACUCUUUCGGGGCAGCUCGGGCAGUAAUUACUCAUUCCUGGGCCUAGUAUCUCCCACAAUGCCUUCCAACCGCAUCCAGCUCUAAACUGAGAAGGACAGGCAGUCCAUUAAGUAGGGUGAGCAUCCCAUGUGGUACUGUGCACCCAACCAAGGAUAAUUUCAGAAGGUUGCCAGGCAUUGCCCUGUAUCUAACACCCACUUGAGGAAAGAGCCAUCCUACCUUCACUCAAGUACUAACGUGGCUGCCUUUUUCUUAACUGCAAGUUCCUUAGCAGCCUGGCACUCAAGGCCCUCCCCAGAGUUAUGCUAGUUGCUUUUGAACUCUACCUCCAUCUCUUCUAGUCAUACCAGCUGCUUUCCCCACUCUGUUCCAGCUGUUUAUUGAGCCUGGAAGGCCCACCUGCUCACAUGUCUUUCCUUACCAUUCUUACCCCAUCUCUGUCUUUUCAUACCCCAGCCAUCCACUGGGGACUAUUUCAGUCACCUCAUUUUCAGUUUUUCCUGUUCCUUUCGACAAAAUGGAUUCUCUCCCUUUCCCAAACCUUCCUGGUGCUUUGUUUGUGCGUCUAUCUUCUACUCUGUCAUGGUCUACCUGGUAUUGUUACUUUGCUGGGUACAGGUCUUAGUGGCUCCCUUCCCCAACCCCUAGGCUUUGAGCUUCCUGACAGUGGGACUUUUGUCCUAGACGCUUUUAUAUCUCACCCAGUACUUAAGUGCCUUACUGAGUAAAUAUAUUCAAUUGAUGUAAAAGAUGCAGUACAGAGAAGGGUUCCGAACCUUAUACUCUCUCGAGUUUUCGUUACACAAAUCUCGCACUUGAUGGUCCUGCCAUAAUGUGGUACAGGCCUUCCCAGUUUGCAUUCUACUGGUUCUUUAAAAAAAAAAAGAAGAAGAAGAAGAAGAAGGACAGAUUCUGAGGUCAUGUAAAUUUGGGAAACUUGCCUACCAUACCCCUUCUCGAGGACCCGCAAUCCAUAGAACAUAUGACCAGUAGAGGAGACUGUUUCAACUUCACUACAUUCAGGUCUACUAAUUUGUCUGGCCUCAGACGAUGUUCCCCCUCUGCGUAUGUACUCAUGUCCUACAGCACACUUCUGUGGGAAAUUCUUGGUGGUGUAGACUGUGCUGUGCUAUGGGCAAGGGAUUGGGACAAAGGACUCCACCGUACAAGAACCAGACAUUGAACCCUAGUGAGACGAUACCUUGGUUCUGAACAGAGAGCAAGGAAACCCAUCCAAACGCCCGUCUUGUGCCUGAUUGGGUUAGGGCACCUCUUCUGCCAGACGCUGGAUGGCUUGUGGAGGGAGGCUGAUUCUUCACGAGAACAUAAUCAGAACAGACUUGAGAUUAUGUUAAAUGAGUCUCAGGCAAGGCGCCUGACUUUCCUAAAAGGCACAGAUAAUAAGCAUUAUUCUCUACAUGAAAAACAGAAAGGAAUUCAGUAACCAAACGAAAGAGAUCCCAAAGCUCUCCUCAGAGCAGCACCUUUUCCACAAGGACGUGUCGUCCAUGGACUGGCCAGCUUGCUGCCCUCCCCAAGGCUCCCGUGAUGCUCACCACUAAGCAGGUAGUUCAGAAAAGAACAUGGGCUGCAGGUGUUUGGGAGACAAUAGGAUUCCAAAGCAAUUCACAACCAUACGACAAACUGGACUUUUUUUUUCUGUUGUUGCCUUUUCCACUUAAAGCUCUAUAACUAGGCAAGCAGGUGGAGAAGUUGUCACCAUUUUUUUAACUCUUCUGCUCACUUGCCACCCAUCUGUCAGUCCCUUUUGAUGGCACUGGUCAUCUCCAUGGGCAGCCCUCAGAUCCUGAAGGCUGGUUGGAAGGCCUCAGAACUGUGGGCAGCUGUCAGAGGAGUGAAGGGCCUGUCAGCCAACACUUCUCCCCCUCAUCCAUCAGAGCCAGGGGGGUGGAUGCAGAAGCUGGAAUGUAGGUUUGUUCGUCAACCAAUGUUUCCUGCGAACAUAAAUAUGAAAUCUUAGCCUUUGGAAGCUUUUUAUAAUGCAGAGACGUAAGAUGAAAGCAUGAGUUGGAGAGGUUCGUUUUGAUGUCUUGAACAAGAUUUCUCCUGACUUCUGCGC